Messenger RNA from Iphiclides podalirius (scarce swallowtail), 363 nucleotides. Lineage: Eukaryota; Metazoa; Arthropoda; Insecta; Lepidoptera; Papilionidae. The record is from the annotation of a GenBank genome assembly.
AUGGAGAAGCCAAAGUACACUCGCGUGCAGUCUUACGGGAGCAUGAGCUCCGCGCGGAGCGAGGAUGACAUGACUGUACACAGUCAGCUGUUCCCCUACCCAAAGAAGAUGGUGGUGGAGCGCGAGAUUUUGUACGAGGAGGAGAACCCCCCCUUCCAGCCGCUCUUCGCCACUUCCAGAAUAUUCGGCAAGGCCAGGUUCACGUGCUUGAUGGCGCUGUACCUGUGCUUCUACGUGCUGUUCUUAGUGGCCGGCGCUAUCGUCUUCUCUUCGCUGGAAGCGCCAUACGAGAACCAAAUACGGCUGGACGUUAUACGCGCGAAACAAGAAUUCAUGUCAAGAUACCCCAGCGUGCUAGGUAUG